This is a messenger RNA of Dovyalis caffra, 1431 nucleotides long. Lineage: Eukaryota; Viridiplantae; Streptophyta; Magnoliopsida; Malpighiales; Salicaceae. The record is from the annotation of a GenBank genome assembly.
AUGGGGAUGGAUUUGGAUUCAUCGCAUUUAUCAAUCUCGGAGUCACCACAAACAGCAGCCAAGAAAUCAAAAAAGAAGAGGAAGAGGCAGAAGGAAAGAGAUAACAUUGCCGCCGCAGCCCACGUCCAAAAUGGACAACAACCCAUCAGUGAUGAAACAAGCCAGUCUCGUAUUGAUGUCAGACUCGAAGUCGUCAACAACCAGGUUGACAAAACCGCACCUAUAGUGGGCUAUUUCCCAUCUGGAUAUAACCCUCACAAAAGAAAUGACAUCAACGAUGCACAAGAACCAAACCUCCCACUAGCAGUUCCACCAAGUGUUAAGCUUUAUCGGAAUGCACAGAGGGCCAAUGUUGAGAAUAGUUCCGGGGAAAAGAAUGAGAAAGGGAGAAGUUCUGAUAGGCUAGAGCUGGUAGUGAGCCCGAAAGGAUCGAAAGUUGAGUUUGUGGGAAAUAGCUAUAAAGGUGAGGCCAUGGCUGCUCAGUUGUGCACUUAUGCGCUUGGGGUUUUUGACAAGGCGACUCAGACUUUGAAGAUUAUGCCUGUUGCUGGAAAUAAGAUACUUAGAAUGGAACCAAAAGUUCAAGGGUGGCUUGCUGCUGAUACGGAACCUGCUAAUUUUGAAAAUGGUGAGAUUACUGCAGAAGAGAGAGCGGCCAAGAUAAGGCAGCUUAAUGUUCAAUAUGGACCAAAGAAGUCUAUAAUCCGGGAUAAAAAGAUGCAGGCUCUGAGGAAGGGAGAUGAUCCUCUUUCUCAGAAGGAUUUGGGCAGGAAAAUUGAAAAUGUCCCAGUAAACAAGGGCGCUCUUGAAAACACCAGUGGCCACAGUGCUCGAAAUAUUCCACCUUAUAACUCUUCUGCCAAUACACCACAGGAGGCUUAUCCUUUGGACGGGAUUAUCCUCACCGGAGAGUGGGAUUUCCUUGAAGAUAUCUAUCAGAUUUUGCAAAUAGGAGGAGAAUUAGCAAACAAUGAUUACCCAACUUUUGUCUGCAAAAGGAUCCAGAAAUUGCACGAGAUUCAGGAUGAGGUGGAGAAGAAGAGACUGUCAUGUAUUUUCUCUUACAUCAAUCAUCUUAUAAAGUUUAAAGACCAGCAUUCUAUGGAUGGUGCAUCCUCCGCUAGGAGCCAUAAAUUUCCGAGCAUUCUACGGCAGAAAUUUUUCGACAUGUUUAAUCCAGAAACAAGAAGGCUUUCGGUUGAGAACAUUGAUCUUCUCGUUAGUUAUGUUUUGGUUCUCACUUUAUAUGCUGAUGAUUUCCGUACUUUUCCGGCAGAUAUAAGUAAUGAUCUAAGAAUGAAUCCUGCUACUGUGAAAUCUCAUUAUCGCAAUUUGGGUUGCAAGAUGGAACGUGAGAAGAACAAGUAUUUUGCAACCCUUCCUGUUCCUCUUGAUUUUCCACAGCCGAAGAGGAAGUUUCGGAAACGAUAA